Messenger RNA from Microdochium trichocladiopsis, 1800 nucleotides. RefSeq names its product alpha-1,2-mannosyltransferase. The transcript has a single exon. The coding region runs from base 381 to 1649 and encodes 422 amino acids. NCBI's taxonomy places the organism in Eukaryota, Fungi, Ascomycota, Sordariomycetes, Xylariales, Microdochiaceae. The record is from RefSeq and is a predicted model, not a curated record.
GCAAUCCCGGGUGCCCGGUUGCGCUACCCCGAUGGGGCAAUCUCAACCACCCCUCCGGGACCCUCCGCUUCCCCAAUGAAUGGUAACUGUUGGCGAGAUGGGAUGGCAUGACGGCGAUGCGCACGACUUGCUCGUUGCAGAUUAGAGAUCCAAAGCGCGCGAGCUCGCUCCUGAUCAGGCAUCUUUGAGACCAUUUGCCGUUUUGGCAGCCGAAGUGGUAGCAUUGCGGGACAGUUGAACACCUCGAGAGAUCCUUCCACGUCUGAACGAGCUUAUCACGAUCCCCGCACGCCUACUUAUAGGUACUUGGAGGCGCCGCUGCUGGAUCUUUAUCGAGGCUGCGUCACCAAGAGACCUGCAUCUGCAGCGCACUUUACACGAUGGAAAGACUUCGCGGAUUCACUCCUUCGGGCGUGCUCCAAGAUAGCCAUGUGCGACACUACGCAGGAGCGCUCGUCCUGAGCGUCCUAGUCGUCACCGCGUUAGGCGUUCACCUUUGGAAACGGCAAACCCGAGCGCAGAAUAACUCGAGUCCAUCGACUCCCAUACUAGAAAAAGGCACGCACCGUGAUGCAGCGAGACCCCAGACCCGAACCUGGGGUCGCUGGGAGCGCUCAGACUUUGUCAUGCCCAGGCCCGAGCCUUAUCCCGCCUGGUCGUUGGAGCACACGAAACCUUUACCAUAUCGACCGUUCCGGUACGGGCCAAAGUACAAUGUCACCAUGGGCUUGAGGACAGUCAAGCACGAGGACUGGAUCGAGCUGGACAACGACUUCCCGCGCUUUCACGCCGACAAGAAGCAGCGCAUCGAGGAGCGGGGGUCCAAAUGCUGCCAUACCGCCCCAGAGGCGUACCCUGCGGCAAUGGAGCUGCUCGAGGAACUUACGGAAUACCUGCCAGCACGAUAUCCAAGCCUUUACCGCCGCACGCAAAGAGGCCUGGACAACUUGUGGUCAGGCGAGACGUUCGACAUCACCGCCCGCCCCCUGGCGGAGGAUCCCAUGCAGAUGUGUGCGCGGCUCGUGCAGGACGACCUGGCCAUCAUGAUUGAGAAGGAAGACGGCCAGUACUACCUGCUCGCGGGUGCCAUCCUGCUGGCCGGAUUCUGGCGGUUGACAGACAAGCUUGGGAUGCCGCUAUCCGAGAUCCACACGUCCGGGUCGGUGCCGCAGUACAAGGAGAAGCUGGAGAAGGGCAUGAUGAACUUCUUUCGGCGCCUGAAGCCCGAGGAGAUGGUUGCGCGCAACAACUACUUUGUGCAGGUGGACGACGAGCUGGCGUGGUCGUGGAGCAUCGGGGACGAGGACGCUGCGCUCGUGAGCUGGAGCACGGCCGAGAAGAACCGGGCGAUUCAGCACCACCACUUCCGCUCCGAGCGGCAGACGCUGCGGCGGCUGCCGAGGAGCGGCGGCGUCGUCUUCACGAUCCGCACGUACUUCCACCCCAUGACCGAGAUUGCCGAGGAGGACUAUGUGCCUGGCCGCCUCGCGAGCGCGGUGCGUAGCUGGGGCGAUGACGUGAGCCGGUACAAGGGCAAGGACAAGUACGGCGCGGUCCUGCUCGAGUAUCUGGACUCCAAGCACGAGGAGCAGCUGGCCCGAGGGCUGGACGUGGAAGGUGAGGACGAGGCCAGGGCUUACCCGUUCUGAUGCCGACAGUGGUUGCGAUUGCUGGACCAUGGAAGAGGCCAGCUACGAUAUCGUGGAAACCCAAGGAUAUGCUGCCACUACCGGAGACAACGACGGCGCGUCGCCUCCAGUUGUCGAAACCGGCAUGUGCUUCAGCGUUUUGGGGGGGGGG